This is a messenger RNA of Spirometra erinaceieuropaei, 3709 nucleotides long. The record is from the annotation of a GenBank genome assembly. Lineage: Eukaryota; Metazoa; Platyhelminthes; Cestoda; Diphyllobothriidea; Diphyllobothriidae.
AUGCUUGGAGCAUUCAUAACUGACGCGCACCACCGACUUCGUAAAUUCACAGAACAGAAAGAACAACACAGGCAAUCUUGCAUUGACCGACUUCCUCCCCAGGUAUUUGAAACCCUACAGGAAACCAUCACACAUGUCUCGGAACUAGAGCGUCUUAAAAAGAAGAAUGUUUUGGACAAAAAAUGGAUGGCCAUUUCUAGAAAAGGUUCCAAUGACUCUUCAUCCUCAAAGAAAGUUAUAAACUUGUCAUCACGAGUACUGACGACAGCCGAAGAGAACGUGCUGAGCAAAGGAAUGAAGUACAAUCCAUCUGACUCCAACUACUUGAAAUUCCUUGCCAGCUUCGAAUCCAUUAUAACUUCGGCAGGUCUUACAGAGGAAGAACAAUUUACAAUUCGCAACAGUACGGUACAGGCCUUGAAGAACAGAAACAAGUUCUCAACUUUGUCUGGCGAUGAAAAGAAAGCACUAAAUUCACUUAAAACUGAUGAAAACAUCAUCAUUCUGCCCGCUGACAAAGGAGGCUCCACCACCAUAAUGAACAAGACGGAUUACACAGAGAAGAUGAUGACACUAUUAAAAGAUGAAUCCACCUACGAACCCCUAGAUGUGGACCCCACAAAAUCGCAGAAUCCAUGCAUCGAGAAAACACUAAAGCGCCUUACAGGAAAGAAAUUAAUCUCAGGAGUUCUGGCUAAAUCCUUAAAACAAGACGAACCCACAAUUGCCAAAAUAUAUGGACUUCCUAAAGUUCACAAAGUAGGUAUUCCACUGCGACCAAUAGUCUCCUUAAUCGGUGCACCAAACUACAAGAUUUCUAAGUGGUUAUUUCACCAACUGCAUCCACUUACAAAGGACUCUGAGAACUCCAUUGAAGAUUCAAAUGAGUUCCUAGACAAUUUAAAAGGAGUGAGUGUUGCUACCGACGAGAUAAUGGUUUCAUUUGAUGUAGUUUCCCUCUUCACCUCGAUUCCAUUAGAUUUAGCGAGACACUGCACCGAAGAACUCCUUCAGACUUACACCACUGAUGUGCCUGCCGACGCUCUACUCCAACUACUUGAUGUUUGUCUAGAAACCAACUUUUCUUUCGCCAAACAAUGUUAUCGGCAACUGAAAGGUGCUCCUAUGGGUUCGCCUAUAUCUGGCUUUCUAGCAGAAGCCAUACUGCAAAAACUGGAGUCUAUAGCCCUUCCAAAAAUUAAUCCAAAACUAUGGCUACGCUAUGUUGAUGAAACAUUUGUCAUUGCCAAGAGAAACCAAUUAGACCAACUUCACACGAAUCUUAACUCCACAUUUCCAGGAAUUCAGUUCACAUUUGAAACAGAGGUUGACGGACAGCUUCCAUUUCUAGAUGCCCUCGUAUGCCGAAAAACUUAUGGAUCCCUUCAGACUUCAGUUUAUCGCAAAGAAGCAUACUCCGAGGUCAUCCUACACUUUGAGAGUAACCACCCCAUCUCUCACAAGAGGAGUACUGUAUACAGCCUACUAAACCGAGCUAAAACACACUGCUCUGAUGAAGAAAGUUAUCAAGCAGAAGUGAAAUACCUUUUCAAAUUAUUUUCCCACAACGGCUACCCGCGCCACUUUGUGCAUCAUUGCAUGAAACAUGAGUUUAAACAGAAAGGUAUUUCGAAAACAGCGGCCGCCCAAGCACCAAAAAAUUUCACCUGGCGGACCCUCCCAUACAUCAAAAAUGUAUCUGAACUCGUCGAAAGACAACUGAAAAAGCAUCAGAUACACGUAGCACACCAACCUACAACCACCUUGCGUACACAGCUUGUACACCCUAAGGACAGGGUUGGCUAUCUUGAUAGGAAAGGUGUUGUCUACAAGAUACCAUGUUCCAGUUGUGAUGCCGUGUAUUGUGGCCAAACUGGGAAAUCCGCCUCUACCCGCAUACAUGAGCAUCAGUUAGCGGUGAGGAGACGAGAUCAUUUAUCCCAGGUGGCUAUGCACACACUGGACACUGGACACAAAUUUGCAUGGGAGAACACCCACAUUGUUGGCGCCUGCCCAAUAAGGAAAGGCCGCGAAUUCCUGGAAGCAAUGCACUCAGAUGAGGCAUGCAUCAAUCGGCAUAUCGAUCUAGAUGCCACAUACAAAUUUCUCAAGGACAAAUGGAAGCGAGCGCAGCCAAUGCCGAGGGAAUGACGAAAUCGUUGACGCGCAUUGGCGCAGGCUUCAGCCAACCAUAGAAUCACUUGUUUGACACGGUUAAAUAGUUAACUGUUUUUGUACAUUGCCCAAAAGUCUGACGACGAGCUGGGGAACCAGACUCGAAAAUUUACUCAUUAAAGUUUAUUUCCUUCCCAAAGAAUCUUACUUAUUUUCAAUGGUAGAGGUGUAACUAACAGGUCGCGAGUUCGAGCCUCGGGUGUUCCACACUUCGGGGUUGGGUAUGACUGGCUAAUAAGCCAGAAACGGCCAUUCAAGUCUCCCUUGUCCAUGUCGGUAAUGCCAUUCUGCCUAUAUCAUGCGCCGCUGUGCGGCUGCUGGUUGGGCGCGAGAGAGAGAGAGCCCAUAAGGCACAACGGAACGAAUGAGUUCCGUAAAAACGAUCGCUGAGAGCCCCCUACCAUUUUUGGUAUAUUCGUCAUCACCAGCCGGCGGUAUACCGGCCACACGUGUUGGCCCGCCAGAGGUUACAACUUUAAUAUGCAAUAGACCCAACAGCCUUUAUCUUAAACCCGCAUCUGCAUCAAAUCUUAGAAGCAAUUCGCAAAUGUUUCCGGUAAGAUAGCUCGGUAAACUGUUUCCAACCACAGCUGGAAAGUUUAAUGUUUCAAGUCCUCCCUUUGCAAAAGAGGCAAUAAGAAGAGUUUCCGGCUAGAUCACAGUUGGUAGCCAGGAAUGGGAAAGCGGACGGCGACCUCAACCCUUAUCCUAACCCUAUCCCUAACCUCAACCUUAGACGUUAACCGUUAACCCUAACGGCAACCCUAACCCUAACUGUAACCGAAAUCGUUAACGUAACCGUAGCCCUUGGGCAUAGCCGUAAAUGAAAUAUCUAGCCGUAAUACUGAAACCUAAUCGUACGCUCAAACCCUAACCGUAACCCGAAAACCUAAGCCUAAAGGCAUAACCCUAACCCGAAAAUCGGGAACAAUUAACCGGUGCCGUAAUCCUAACCUCAAGCGUAAAACGGAAGCCAAAUGGGUCAGAUGUGAUUAUGGAACCCCACAAAAUAGCCACAAUAAGCAAACCCCCCAGGCACAUGUAAUACGGGGCCUGGCUACCAACUGCGAUCUAGCCGAGUUUCCUAGCGCAUAUCCUGACUACAUACAGAAAGUGAUCAGUCGUUUUGAAACGGCAAAUUACUGGAAAAAAUAUUGGUAAGUUGUGAGAUAUAAUUUAGAUGGUCAACUCGGAAGUCCUUUCAAGUCAGUUCUUUUAGACUAUGAAGGAAACGUUUUUCACUUACUUCCAAACUAGACUUGCAUAGGUUUAAACAAGUUAAACUCGCAAAAUGCUCCUUUUAGCACAAAAAGAGCUGAAGCCAGCGCCACCGCCCCUCGAAGCUCAGUUUGCACCAUGAACGGCGGAGAGCAUAUUCGAAUGAGAGCCUCGUUCAACCUUCUGAUUAACCUGUUUCUAGGCUCUCAUCAAGUAUGCUGGCCUUCAAUCCAGAAGUGGUAUGCAGGAGACUGACUCUGAGCAACAGCUUGCCAUCGUGACACCGACUUCUGUGUCAGAUAGUGGGACCCGGUGA